Saccharomyces kudriavzevii IFO 1802 is the source of this 1431-nucleotide messenger RNA. It is a transcript of the gene APM1, whose product is annotated as Apm1p. The record is from RefSeq and is a predicted model, not a curated record. Lineage: Eukaryota; Fungi; Ascomycota; Saccharomycetes; Saccharomycetales; Saccharomycetaceae. Gene Ontology annotation, biological process: intracellular protein transport; vesicle-mediated transport. Gene Ontology annotation, molecular function: clathrin-cargo adaptor activity. Gene Ontology annotation, cellular component: clathrin adaptor complex; clathrin-coated vesicle. The coding region runs from base 1 to 1431 and encodes 476 amino acids. The transcript has a single exon.
AUGGCUUCUGCGGUGUAUUUUUGCGAUCAUAAUGGAAAACCUCUCUUAUCAAGAAGGUACAGAGAUGAUAUACCACUUUCUGCAAUUGAUAAGUUCCCUACGUUACUCUCGGAUUUAGAGGAACAAUCAAAUUUAAUUCCUCCAUGUUUGAACCAUAAUGGCCUCGAGUAUUUAUUUAUUCAACAUAACGAUCUGUACUUGGUGGCAAUUGUCACUUCUCUUAGGGCAAACGCCGCUGCCAUUUUUACGUUUUUGCACAAGUUAGUGGAGGUACUAAGUGAUUAUUUAAAAACUGUGGAAGAAGAGUCUAUAAGAGAUAACUUCGUUAUAAUAUACGAACUACUGGACGAAGUAAUGGAUUACGGUAUACCACAAAUAUGCGAAACUAAGAUGCUGAAGCAGUAUAUAACACAAAAAUCCUUCAAACUUGUGAAAUCUGCUAAAAAGAAGAGAAAUGCUACUAGACCACCCGUCGCACUAACAAAUUCAGUUAGUUGGAGACCAGAAGGUAUCAUUCAUAAGAAAAACGAAGCCUUUCUGGACAUCGUCGAAUCUAUUAAUAUGCUAAUGACCCAAAAGGGUCAAGUUUUAAGAUCUGAAAUUAUCGGUGAUGUCAAAGUUAAUUCAAAAUUGUCCGGUAUGCCUGAUCUAAAGUUGGGCAUCAAUGAUAAAGGAAUUUUUUCUAAAUAUCUGGAUGAUGAUUCCAAUACCCCACCUCCCACAAGCGCAGCAACAUCCGACAACAUUACAGAUACUGACAAAAAACCAUCAAUAACGUCUUCAUCGACAACAAGCAAGAGAAAAGUCAACAUUGAAUUAGAAGACUUAAAAUUUCAUCAGUGCGUUCGUUUAAGUAAAUUUGAAAACGAAAAGAUCAUAACGUUUAUACCCCCAGAUGGGAAGUUCGAUUUGAUGAAUUACAGGCUAUCCACCACGAUAAAGCCGUUAAUUUGGUGUGAUGUGAACGUACAAGUUCAUUCAAAUUCUAGAAUUGAAAUUCACUGCAAGGCAAAGGCCCAAAUUAAAAGAAAAUCUACUGCAACAAAUGUGGAAAUAAUAAUUCCUGUCCCUGACGAUGCUGAUACACCAACUUUUAAAUAUUCGCAUGGGUCCUUGAAGUAUGUCCCUGAAAAAAGUGCAAUUUUAUGGAAACUAAGAAGUUUUCCAGGAGGCAAAGAAUAUUCCAUGUCUGCAGAGUUGGGAUUGCCUUCAAUAUCAAACGACAUCGAGGGUCAUAGAGCAAUACCAAAAAGUAACGCAGAAAUCUUGAAAGGCCCCGUUCAAAUCAAGUUUCAAAUACCUUAUUUUACCACUUCUGGUAUUCAAGUACGUUACCUAAAGAUUAAUGAACCAAAAUUACAAUACAAAAGUUACCCAUGGGUGAGAUAUAUCACUCAAAGUGGUGAUGAUUACACAAUAAGACUAACGUAA